Malania oleifera is the source of this 2453-nucleotide messenger RNA. RefSeq names its product nicotinate phosphoribosyltransferase 2-like. NCBI's taxonomy places the organism in Eukaryota, Viridiplantae, Streptophyta, Magnoliopsida, Santalales, Ximeniaceae. Bases 427 to 2109 code for a protein of 560 amino acids. The transcript has 15 exons. The record is from RefSeq and is a predicted model, not a curated record. Gene Ontology annotation, biological process: NAD+ biosynthetic process. Gene Ontology annotation, molecular function: nicotinate phosphoribosyltransferase activity.
AAUUUGAUUAAUUAGCCGAAUUGACCUAACCUAACAAUUGCACACCCUAGAUUGCGUUGCAGUACAGUUGGGGCGGCAGCCUUUCCUCCGGUACGCAUAUUUCUGAAAAGGAAGGAGACAUAUUCUGGUCUGUGGGUCUUUCGGUGUACCAUCAUCAAGUCUGCGGUCUCUUCCCAUUUUGGAAUGAUGAUUAUCGUUCUUCCAUCCUUCAUUGUUAACGGUCUCCACAGCUCUUUCUCUCCCUUUCGGCCGUGACCAACGACUCCCCUUUUCUCUUCUUCUUCCUCCUCUGCUGCUUCCGUCUCCGUCUUCCUCACGCCUGUCGCUUCUUCUAUAUAAAGUUCAGCUCCCCAGGAGCCUACCAAAAGCGCGAGCACAAUAGCCACCAAAGGCUUUUGCUGAAACACUAGAAUUUUUGCAGAGUUAAUGGAGCCCAGAGCUAAUGGUAUGCAAGAAGAGCGGUGCCGUCCAGUUCUGGACGGACCCACCAACCCAAUGGUUACGCCUCUCCUCACGGACCAGUACCAGUUCACCAUGGCUUAUGCUUACUGGAAGGCCGGCAAGCACAACGAACGAGCCGUGUUUGAUUUAUAUUUUCGGAAGAACCCCUUUGGUGGUGAAUAUACAGUUUUUGCUGGUUUAGAGGAAUGUAUAAGAUUCAUUGCUAAUUUUAAAUUUACAGAGGAAGAAAUAUCUUUUAUCCGCUCGUCCCUGCCUUGUGAAUGCGAGGAUGGCUUCUAUGAUUAUCUUAGAGGGAUUGACUGUUCUGAUGUUGAAGUUUAUGCUAUUGCGGAGGGAACAGUUGUUUUCCCAAAGGUACCCCUGAUGAGAGUUGAAGGUCCAGUUGCUGUGGUUCAAUUGCUGGAAACACCUUUUGUGAAUCUUAUCAACUUUGCAUCUUUGGUAACCACAAAUGCUGCAAGGCAUCGAUUUGUUGCUGGGAAGUCCAAAAUUUUACUUGAAUUUGGGCUUCGACGGGCACAGGGGCCUGAUGGUGGAAUAGGGGCAUCAAGAUACUGCUAUAUUGGAGGAUUUGAUGCAACAAGCAAUGUUGCAGCUGGGAGGUUAUUUGGGAUACCACUUCGUGGAACACAUUCGCAUGCCUUUGUUAGCUCAUUUAUGAGCCCUGAUGAAAUUGUGGAGAAAUCAAUUCGUAGUUGCGAUGGCUCAAGAAUUUGUGAGGAUUUUGUAAAUCUGGUCCACACUUGGUUGAGCAAAAUUAAGUGGUCUCAUUCGUUACGUGGCAUUUUUGGUGAAACUAAUCAAAGCGAGCUAGCAGCUUUCACAUCAUAUGCUUUGGCUUUCCCUAAUAGCUUUCUCGCGCUCGUCGACACAUACGAUGUUAUGAGGAGUGGCAUUCCAAAUUUUUGUGCAGUUGCUUUAGCACUCAGUGAUUUGGGGUACAAAGCGUUAGGCAUUCGAUUGGACUCUGGUGACCUAGCAUAUUUGUCUUGUGAAGCUCGUAAAUUCUUUUGCACAAUUGAGAAAGAAUUUGGAGUGCCUGGUUUUGGAAAGAUGAUUAUUACUGCUAGCAAUGACCUCAAUGAGGAAACUUUAGAUGCUUUGAACAAGCAGGGUCAUGAAGUAGAUGCAUUUGGAAUUGGAACCUAUCUGGUCACAUGCUAUACUCAAGCAGCAUUAGGCUGUGUCUUCAAGCUUGUUGAGAUAAAUAAUCAACCUCGUAUCAAACUUUCUGAAGAUGUUACAAAGGUCUCCAUUCCAUGUAAAAAACGGUGUUACAGAUUGUACGGGAGGGAAGGUUACCCAUUGGUAGACAUUAUGACGGGGGAAAAUGAACCACUACCAAAGAUGGCAGAACGGAUUCUGUGUCGUCACCCUUUCAAUGAAUCUAAGCGAGCAUAUGUGGUGCCUCAGCAUGUUGAGGAGCUCCUGAAGUGUUAUUGGCCUGGAAGCCCAGAUAAACCAAGAGAGGAGUUACCCCCACUCAAGGAUAUCAGGGAUCGUUGCAUCAAACAGCUAGAACAAAUGCGGCCUGACCACAUGAGGAGAUUGAACCCAACACCCUACAAGGUGAGUGUAAGUGCGAAGUUGUACGAGUUCAUUCAUUUCCUGUGGCUCAAUGAGGCACCUGUUGGGGAGUUGGAGUGAGCAUGUGUGGAUUAGAUGAGUCGCAUGGGGCACCAUUCCAAAUGGAAGGCAAGUAAUGAUUCCAAUAAAAUUGGAGCUUUGGAAAAGAAAAAAUGUCAGCACUACAGGUGUUAAAUUCUAAUAAGUAUUUGUGGUUGAGCUUUUGAAGCCAUUACUCUUAUAUUUUUUAACUUAAUAUAAUAAUAAGUUGCUUUGCCUUUCCGCUCGUGUUUCCCAUGAAUCUCAUCCAAAUUAUUGUGGAAUAUCUACGGAUGGCAUUGGCUGCUCUACAUGUAUGAAUUACGUUUAUUUUGUGGAAAAUCACGUAAUAGAAAAUAUUUUUUUCCAAAGUUUUUAAUGGAAAA